AUGAGCUCGAUCAAGGACUUGUUGAAGGGAUAUGAACAAAAGGACAAGGAAGCCCACAAGUAUAACACCAUGCUUACUUUGAAUCAAAAGGAAAAGGAUGAUUCAAAGAUUUCAUUUUCUCAGCAACGAGUGAUGGAAGAUUGGAACAAACAAAAAACUGUUAAUCAAAAUCCAUACGAAAAGGGCCACGUUCCAUCCAUCACCACAUCCCAACACAAGAAUGAAAUGAAAAGAGAAGUCGUCAGAGAUGUGAAAAACGGAGUUCCAAUUUCUCCAAGUUCGAAAUCAUCAAUCAGUAGUGGAAGUGGCAGUAACAAUAAUAGUCCUCGUAGUAGUAGUGGAUAUAGUCCAAGUGGUUCUGGUAGUGGUGGUGACAAGUAUGCCGAGUUGGAGAAAUUGGCAUCUUUACGAGAUCGAGGAAUUAUUACUCAAAAGGAAUUUGAUUUGAAGAAGAAACAAAUUCUCGGAUUGUAA
Naegleria fowleri is the source of this 474-nucleotide messenger RNA. RefSeq lists its product as uncharacterized. Bases 1 to 474 code for a protein of 157 amino acids. NCBI's taxonomy places the organism in Eukaryota, Heterolobosea, Eutetramitea, Acrasida, Naegleriidae. The record is from RefSeq and is a predicted model, not a curated record. The transcript has 5 exons.